AUGUCUGGAUCCAAUAAGAAGACCGUGAAGGUGGUGCUAAUCAACACCGAAUACGUGGAAACAGAUGCAAUGAACUUCAAAUCUGUUGUUCAGAAACUCACCGGAAAAGAUUCAGUAGUGGCGGCGCAGUCAUCUUCCGCCACCAAACAGCAGCCAAGAAGAGAAAUGUCAACCGCUGCUCCGCCAGUUUUUUCACGUGGAAUGUCGUUUAAGGAUUUUGACUGGAUGCUUAAGGAGAUGCCACCACUUGAUGAACUUUACGGGCUUUGUUCGGAAUAA
Messenger RNA from Olea europaea var. sylvestris, 279 nucleotides. RefSeq names its product VQ motif-containing protein 1-like. The coding region runs from base 1 to 279 and encodes 92 amino acids. Lineage: Eukaryota; Viridiplantae; Streptophyta; Magnoliopsida; Lamiales; Oleaceae. The record is from RefSeq and is a predicted model, not a curated record. The transcript has a single exon.